This is a messenger RNA of Triticum dicoccoides, 2603 nucleotides long. Its product is annotated as G-type lectin S-receptor-like serine/threonine-protein kinase B120. The coding region runs from base 1 to 2475 and encodes 824 amino acids. Gene Ontology annotation, molecular function: protein serine/threonine kinase activity; ATP binding. NCBI's taxonomy places the organism in Eukaryota, Viridiplantae, Streptophyta, Magnoliopsida, Poales, Poaceae. The transcript is spliced from 7 exons. Gene Ontology annotation, biological process: recognition of pollen; protein phosphorylation. The record is from RefSeq and is a predicted model, not a curated record. Gene Ontology annotation, cellular component: plasma membrane.
AUGGCCGCCUCUUGCGUUCCCAUUUUCAUCGUCCUCUUGUUCUUGAGUUCAUUCUGCAAGUCCGACGAUGAUACUCUCACACAAGCAAAGCCGCUCUUCUCCAGCGACAAGCUCGUCUCCAAGGGCGGGGACUUUGCUCUCGGCUUCUUCUCGCCGACGAGCUCCAACACGAGCUUAUACCUUGGCGUAUGGUACAACACCAUCCCUGCACGCACCGUCGUGUGGGUCGCCAACCGUGACAGCCCGAUCGCCGCCUCUUCGUCCGCGACGCUCGCCAUCACAAACAGUUCUGACCUGGUGCUGUCGGACGCCCAAGGCCUCGCUUCUUGGGCGACCAAAACAAACAUCGUGGCUGGAGGAGCUGGAACUGCCGUGGUGCUUCUCGACACGGGUAACUUCGUCCUUCGCUCGCCCAACGGCACCUACAUAUGGCAAAGCUUCGAUCAUCCCGCCGACACCCUCAUUCCAAGCAUGAAGUUCGUGGCGAGCUACGGGGCACAGGUGGUUGGGCGUCUCAUUGCUUGGAAGAGCUCGGAUGACCCAUCCUCCGGGGACUUCUCCUGCGGCCUUGAUCCUACCUCCCCAGCCCUUCAGAUGCUCAUUCGGAACGGAUCCAAGCUGUACUACCGAGGUGUGUGGAAUGGCGCGACGGUGUCCGGCGGCACAUACUCAAGCAACGACGACUCCAUAGUGUACCAAGUAAACGUCGGGCAAGGGGGUGAGGUAUCCUUGACCCUCAAUGUCUCCGACGGCUCGCCUCUCACACGCAUCGUGCUUGAGCACACAGGCAAGUUGACGUCUCUUAGCUGGAUCAACCAGUCAUGGGUAGUCAUCGGUUCACGCCCCGACGCUGCCUGUGGCAUCUACUCCUCGUGUGGACCGUUCGGAUACUGCGAUUUCACUAAGGCAGUACCGGUGUGCCAGUGCCUCGAUGGGUUCCAGCCGAACGGUCUUGACGUUUCGAGUGGAUGCCGGAGAACAGAAACACUGACAUGCAGCAAGCAAAGUCAUUUUGUGGCCUUGCCUGGAAUGAAGGUCCCUGACAAGUCUUUGCAUAUACCCAACAGGAGCUUUGACGAUUGUACCGCUGAGUGCAAUAGCGAUUGCUCCUGUACAGCAUAUGCUUAUCGCAGUUUGAGCAGCGUCAUUGCUAGGGUCAGCCUGCCACGGUGCCUGGUUUGGAAAGGGGAGCUUAUCGACACGGGGAAGUACAACGGUAACACUUCUUUUACUGCAGGGACAUACCCUAACUUAGGUGAGAACCUGUACCUCCGGCUUGCCGACACCAAUGGUCGAAAGAAGAAAACAUUGCUAAAGAUAAUACUCCCAAUUAUAUCAUUCUUGUUGAUACUUACAUUUAUAACUCUUAUGAAGAUGUUCAAAUACAGAGGUAAUCGACAAAAUAAAGGGAUCCUAAAGAGACAAAUCCUAGGGCACUUUAGCUCUUCCAGUGAAAUCACAGACAAAAUCAUAGAAUUCCCAUUUAUCAGCUUCGAAGACGUUGUUGCCGCAACCAACAAUUUCUCUGACUCAAACCAAAUUGGAAUGGGAGGUUUUGGCAAAGUUUACAAGGGAAUGCUUGAUGGUGGUAAAGAGGUUGCUAUCAAAAGGCUUAGUGAGGGUUCUAGGCAAGGGAUAGAGGAGUUCAAAAAUGAGAUUGUUCUGUUUUCUAAGCUACAACACAGAAACCUAGUUAGACUCCUUGGUUGUUGCAUUCAUGGAGAUGAGAGACUACUAAUCUAUGAAUAUUUGCAUAACAAAAGUUUGGAUGCCUUCAUAUUUGAUGCUACAAGACAACAUGUUUUGGAUUGGCCUACGCGCUUUAAAAUAAUUAAAGGAGUAGCAAGAGGUCUUCUUUAUCUCCAUCAAGAUUCAAGGUUAACAAUAAUUCAUAGAGACCUCAAAGCAAGCAACAUACUAUUGGACACAGAAAUGUAUCCCAAAAUAUCAGAUUUUGGCAUGGCAACAAUUUUUGGUGAAAAUCAGCAACAAGGAAACACUGCACGGGUUGCUGGGACAUAUGGUUACAUGUCACCGGAAUAUAUGAUGGAAGGUUCAUUUUCUGUGAAGUCGGACACCUAUAGCUUUGGUGUUCUUAUCUUGGAGAUUGUAAGUGGCUUGAAGAUUAGCUCAGCGCAACUCACAAUGAACUAUCCAAGCCUUACAAAUUUUGCAUGGAAAUUAUGGGAAGAUGGAAAAGCAUGCGAGUUGGUCGACUCUUCAAUUUUUGAGACAUGCCCACUCCAUGAAGUUCUACGAUGUAUCCAUGUAGGACUCUUGUGUGUUGAAGACCAUCCGAAUGAUAGGCCACUAAUGUCUUCUGUUAUAUUUAGCUUGGAGAAUGAAAGUGCACUACUGCCAUCACCAAAGCAACCUCUAUAUUUUGCACAAAUAAAUUGCAAAACAAAAGAAACGAGGGAUUAUACAGAGAACUCUAUGAAUACAAUCACUAUCACAACACUACAGGGUCGCUAGAUCUUUGGCAAUUUGAAGUAUAUUUAAAAUUCAAUCUAUCUAGUUGUUGUAUAUGUCAAAUUUUAAUCUUUGUGGUGGACUAGUUGAAGGAAAUAUGCCCUAGAGGCAAUAAUAAUGUUAUUAUUUUA